AAAUCGCCUCUGGUGUUCUGCUGUCGCCAACUCUCCUCCUCAGCACAUUUCAGCAUCAGUGGUGGGCUACUGCAGAAGCUGACUAAGAUGCCGGGUGUUACGGUGAAAGACGUGAACCAGCAGGACUUUGUGAGGGCGCUCUCUGCUUUCCUCAAAAAGUCUGGGAAGCUGAAAGUCCCUGAAUGGGUGGACACGGUGAAGCUGGCCAAACAUAAAGAGCUCGCGCCCUGCGAUGGUAACUGGUUCUACACACGAGCAGCGUCCACAGCGCGACACCUGUACCUCCGUGGCGGCGUGGGAGUGGGUGCCAUGAUCAAAAUCUACGGCGGGCGGUGCAGGAACGGGGUGUGCCCCUCCCACUUCAGCGUGGGCUCCAGGAACGUGGCGCGCAAAGUGCUGCAGGCCCUCGAGGGCCUCAAGAUGGUGGAGAAGGACCCCAACGGAGGACGGAGGCUCACUCCACAGGGCCAAAGAGACUUGGACAGAAUCGCUGGGCAGGUUGCAGCUGCAAGCAAGAAACAGUGAUGUGCGUCCCAAACGAGGAUCAUCAUGGAACUAAAUCUUCUCCGACCACAACCUCCUCCUCCUCCUCAGAUGUGCAUGUUGUGUGAGGUUGUGUAAAACUGGUAUGGAAUUCCACGCUGUUGAAAACCCAGUCACUUAUUGGCAGAGGGGGACAGACGGGGAUGAGAAAGCAAAAGGCCCACCGUGUAAAAGAGCUGGAAAAUGUAUUCUUUCUGCCUGUUCCUAUCGGCACCAAGUCAUUUAGGUAGUUAUCAUUUCUAGAUUCAAAUUCAAAGAUUUUAUUGUCAUUGACCAAGAGAAAGGAAGUCAACAAACAUCCAUCAGGAAGAGUGAAUUGACUGGAUAAAAGAUGUGUCCAGUAUCUAGGUGAAUUGUUUGCUGUGCUAUGUGGCCAGUCUUUUACACUCUGAAGACAAUAUGUCCGCUCUUGCUCAGGGGAAAAUACAGUAUUGUAGCCAAAGGUAUCCCAGAGGAAUAUGAUUAUGUAUUGAGACUAAUUAAGUAAUAAUUGCCUGCUCAACCUCGACCAACCUUACUUAAUGAAUGCCUUCUAUCAGAGGUGGAAAACUGGAUUGACAGUGCAAAAGUCCUGCUUACUGUAGAUGUUCCUUCUGUGUGGUCAUCACAGGUGAUUUCACUAAUUAGCUCACCCACCUGACUGAAGGGGUGUGGUAAUGUGGUCAUUCAUCUGGUUCAUUGAAUAAGCAGGAACAAAAAUGUGGCAGGGUUUUUACUUUCUUUUUUCACAGUUUAUUCCACAUCUGCCGACUAUCAAUUUAAUGUCAUGAUCUUGUCAUGAAAGGCAGUACCAUAAAGAUGCAAGAGUAUUAUACGGUAAAAAAAAAAAGUUAUGCAAUAGAGGGAGAAAUGUGGUUAAAAGUGGUUAAAAGAAUCUCUGUCUCAAUGGCUA
This is a messenger RNA of Engraulis encrasicolus (European anchovy), 1435 nucleotides long. RefSeq names its product small ribosomal subunit protein eS19. The transcript is spliced from 6 exons. The record is from RefSeq and is a predicted model, not a curated record. Gene Ontology annotation, molecular function: RNA binding; structural constituent of ribosome. Gene Ontology annotation, cellular component: cytosolic small ribosomal subunit; ribosome. The coding region runs from base 88 to 525 and encodes 145 amino acids. Lineage: Eukaryota; Metazoa; Chordata; Actinopteri; Clupeiformes; Engraulidae. Gene Ontology annotation, biological process: ribosomal small subunit assembly; translation.